AUGCCUGGCCUUCCAGCGAGCAUCGAUCUGGAUGAAUGUAUUGAGCGGCUGUACAAAAAGGAAUUGCUGGCCGAGUCCGUUAUAGAGGCGAUAUGCGCCAAGGCAAAAGAGCUAUUGAUGAAAGAAAGCAAUGUCGUGCACAUUGCCGCUCCGGUCACGGUCGUCGGCGACAUACACGGUCAGUUCUACGACUUAAUUGAGAUUUUCAAAAUCGGCGGCUUCUGCCCAAACACUAAUUAUUUGUUCCUUGGAGACUACGUCGACCGCGGUCUUUUCAGUAUUGAAACCAUUUCCUUACUCAUAUGUCUUAAACUGCGAUAUCCACAACGCGUCCAUCUUAUUCGAGGGAACCACGAAUCUCGCGGCGUCACACAGUCCUAUGGCUUCUAUACCGAAUGUGCCCGGAAAUACGGAAACGCCAAUGUCUGGCACUAUUUUACAGAUAUGUUUGACUUUCUCACUCUUAGCGUGGUGAUUAACGAUCAAAUAUUUUGCGUACAUGGUGGGCUAUCUCCCUCCAUCCACUCUAUUGACCAGAUCAAGAUUAUCGAUCGAUUUCGAGAAAUUCCACAUGAGGGCCCCAUGGCAGACUUAGUCUGGUCGGACCCUGAUACAGAACGCGAUGAAUUCUCUCUAUCUCCUCGUGGGGCGGGAUAUACAUUUGGAGCGCAAGUAGUAAAGAAAUUCCUCGAGAUCAACAGUAUGUCUCACAUACUACGAGCACACCAAUUAUGCCAGGAAGGGUACCAGAUAUUAUACGAGGAUAGAUUGAGCACUGUAUGGAGCGCGCCAAACUAUUGCUAUCGAUGUGGAAAUCUGGCGAGUGUUCUGGAAGUGAGUGAUACAGGAGGGCGAUACUUCAAUAUCUUCGACGCGGCACCAGAGAAUAAUGACAUCCAUCGGAAUGAGCAACAAGCUCAGCAGGGAAAACAUGCACCGAACCCAGCUUCCGAAUAUUUCUUGUGA
Molecule: messenger RNA, 966 nt
Organism: Ophidiomyces ophidiicola
Lineage: Eukaryota; Fungi; Ascomycota; Eurotiomycetes; Onygenales; Onygenaceae
Gene: PPG1
Product: putative serine/threonine protein phosphatase
Exons: 3
Coding region: 1-966 (321 amino acids)
Biological process (GO): peptidyl-serine dephosphorylation
Cellular component (GO): FAR/SIP/STRIPAK complex
Molecular function (GO): protein serine/threonine phosphatase activity
Source: RefSeq, a predicted model, not a curated record